Molecule: messenger RNA, 2124 nt
Organism: Fusarium pseudograminearum CS3096
Lineage: Eukaryota; Fungi; Ascomycota; Sordariomycetes; Hypocreales; Nectriaceae
Exons: 2
Coding region: 1-2124 (707 amino acids)
Biological process (GO): activation of GTPase activity
Molecular function (GO): GTPase activator activity
Source: RefSeq, a predicted model, not a curated record
AUGAUUCGCACGCUUGACAUCGGCAGUGCUCUCCCCGGUCCCGACUCUCCCCCAGGAAUGACCACCUCAAAGAGCUCAAAGACCUCAUCUUUCCAAUCUUAUGACAGCGACGAUGCCAGUGUCAUGGCCGACAUUGGCCAUUUUGAAGAAAUUGGCCUCGACGAUGACAGCGUCACCCUCAAAAGUCCAUCAAAAGUCGACGUUCGCCCCAGUCUCCCCAAGGCUCACUCGAGUCGAUCUCUUGUAGCUGGCAAGACUCCUUCCAAAGCUCGACCGCCCUUCCCAACUCUCGAGACGAACGUAUACACCUCCAACCCCCGAAGCACCAACCUCAGCGCAUUGACAGAGCCCCUUUCUGCCACGCGCCCCAAGACCUUGACCAGUCCGUCCUCAGCCUCUCUCACAUUCAAUCGACGACGAAGCCCUAGUCCUGCUUCAUCACUCAACCCGAGAGAUCCGAGGGAACCUAGUUUCGCUGCAAAGCCCCGUCGAAGGAGCUGGCAGACCGCUCGCGAGCGCAAGUCCUUUACCGACCUCGAACGAGAAUGUGACGAGGAUGAUGGUGACGAUAUUCCGGAUGGCAUGUUUCUCGAUAACGUGCCGCUGUCCCCUCGGCCUAUGCAGGAGCGAACACCCAGCAGACCUGCAUCCACAUCACCCUCCCCAAAUCGAUCCAAGGAACGGGUUCGAAGUGUCGGAAACGGAACACCUGCUGUAGCACAAGCCUCGGGCUCUCUCCGUUCGCCAACUUGGAAGGUCGAUACUCCUCGCAGUCCUGCCCAAACACGAGCUCAUAGCUGGAACGCAGCACUGGCGGAACUGAAUGCUGAAGCCAAAACCCUGACCGAAAAGCUCGAAGAGCACGCCGACGAGAUAGUAGAGCAGCACAUCAAGCGCCCUGCGAAUCAGCGUCCCAACACCUGGAAUGCGUCUCGACGUUCUGCCGACAUGUACGAGAAGAAACAGCGCGUCAGAUCAACACCUGAGCUGCCACCUCUUCGCAAGACCAACAUUAUGAUCGACCCUCUUCCUGUUUCCAAGGAAAAGGAAGCUGUCUUGAGCCGCACGCGUCCAUCAUGGUUGCCACCCAAGGAUCCUGCUGAGGAACGCCGACACUUGAAGGAAUAUCAGAAAAUGAUGGCAGCCAGCGCAAAGGCUGAAGAGCGACGCGAAGCCUCCCGAAGAGCCAAGAUCGAAGGGCGAGACAGCACAGCUGACAAUCUGAUGCAAAUCUGGGAGAGGGACGUGAUUCCACGAUGGAAUGAGGCCAUCCGAGAGCGCAGGACAAGAGAACUCUGGUGGAAGGGCAUCGCGCCCCGCAGCCGAGGUGUUAUCUGGGGUCGAGCGAUCGGUAACGAACUCGGUCUGUCGGAAACAUCGUUCAAGGCAGCUCUUGCGAGAGCCCAAGAAAUCGAGGCCAGAGUCAAGGACGACAAGGGCGAUGCCGAGGAUGCCAAAAGGGCAAAGUGGUUCCAAGAAAUUCGCAAAGAUGCCUCGCACAACACAUGGCAGGAUCUCCGGAUUUUCGACGUUGAGGGGCCUUUGCACCAGAGUCUUGUCGACGUCCUGAGUGCUUAUGCCAUGUACAGGAGUGACAUUGGUUAUGUUCGGGGUUGCAACACAAUUGCUGCUUUGCUGCUCCUCAACCUACCCGAUGUCCCGUCCGCAUUCGUUGCACUCGCCAACGUGCUCAACCGCCCAUUACCUCUGUCAUUUUACACUGGCGACCCAGGCGCACAAGCUUCCGCAUUCAACCUUGUCAUGCAGACGCUAUCUCUCAAGUCCGCGCCUCUCCACGCACACCUUACCAAAAAGAUUCCAACUGCCGAACUCGAGCAAUCCUUGUCGGUGAUUUUGACUGCCAUAUUCACACAACAUCUCGCUAUUGACGAAGCAGCCCGCUUAUGGGACGUGUACGUCUUUGAAGGCGAUGCCCUUUUGAUUCGAGCUGCCGUGGCGCUUCUUCUCAGCCGCGAGAUGACUCUACUCGGCGCCAAAACGGCUGAAGAGGUCAAGACGAUCCUUAACGAAAGAAAUGCCAAGGUCUCUUCCGCCAGAGUUGCUGGCGAAGUGGGUGCCGAGGACAAAUUCAUGAUAUCAGUCCGUGAGGCAGGAAAAGCUUAG